AUGGCGUAUGUUAAUGUGGCUGAAUGGAAAACUGAGCAAGUGUGCGAAUGGUUAAAAGGCUUGGAUAAUUCUGUACUUCCUUAUGUGCAUAGUUUUACAAAUCAUGGUGUCAGUGGACAACAGUUAUUAAGUUUAAGACCUGAAGAUUUAGAGCACCUUGGUGUGUUGAAACUUGGUCAUCAAGAAAUUAUUCUUGAAGCUGUAGAAUAUUUGAGAAAUUUUCAUUAUGAACUUGAUCGUGAAAAUUUACAAUUAUUGGCAUUACGGUUAUCUUGUCAAGCACAUAGUUUACAAAAUGAAUUAUCUCGUCAGACAGAUUCUAAACCUGUUACAACCCAAACGUUAUCUGAUGUAGCAUCAGUUAUAAUGGCUGUAAAACCAUUAGUAAGGUGGCUUGAUCGUCCUCCUUUUAGUGGACAAUUAGAAUAUAAUGAAAAGAAAGCUGAACUAAUGAAACUAGCUUUGGAAAUGGCUACAUGUGCACAAAGAGAUAGAUUUGCAGAAAAGCCAAUAGAAGAAAUUAGAACAAUUUGUGGACAAUUAGCAAAAUUGGCAGAUUAUAUAAUACAGGAUAUUACUGAUCCUAUGAUAUUGCAACCUGCUAGUUUAGAUUUGGCAACAUUAAAAAAGAAACCAGGAGAUGAUUUAGGAUUUUAUAUUUUACCAUCUUUUCACGGAGCUCAUCAAAUAGCUGAAAUUAAAUUUGGAUCAGCUGCACAUCAAUGUGGUAAAAUGGAAGAGGGAGAUGAAAUUGUUCAGGUAAAUUAUCAAACUGUAGUUGGUUGGGAAAGAAAAAAUCUUUUAGAGUUGUUUCGUGAAAGUCCAGCAGAAAUACUAUUAACUUUGAAGCGUAGACCAAGACAUACAAAAGUAUAUGGUCAAAUUUACAUAAAACCAUAUCGACUUCCAAGCAAUAAAAAAACAUCUUAUACAACACGAUGGCAACACAAUCUUCCAUCACCAAGACCAGAAUUACUAACUAUACCAGAUUUUACAAUGCCAUUGCCAAGGCCAAAGAAUCCCAGUCCAGAACCUGCAAGUAUUUUAGAUACUGUUAAUAUAUUAGACACAAUGAUCAUAGAUAGUAGUGAUUCAGAUAGUGAAACAGAACCACCUUUAUCCAUUCGAUUAUAUUCAACAAAACCAAGAAAUUCAGUUCAAAGACGAGCUACUAUAACUGGUGCUAGUCCUACAACUAAGCAUGGAAUUGAUAUUGAACAAUUUUGGAAAGAAUUAAAACAAGAACACAGUACAACUUCUCAGUUGCGGGAUAAAGCAGUAUCUUGUGCUCAUGGCUUAGACAAUGUACCAUCAAAUAUAAGGUCACAAACGUGUAUAAGUAUAGAACAAAGCAAAAGAAAAAAAAGAAAUGACGGACAAACUGACGAUAAGAAAGUACAGUUUCAAGAUAAAUCUAUGAAACAUGAUGUUCCUCAAAUAGAUAAUACAAUCAAUGUAAUACAUGAGAAAAAAGAUGAAUGCAAAGCUACUCAAAAUUGUGAGGAACUGUUAACUACUAGUAGUAUAAAUACUUCCAGCCAAACUUCUCAAACAUUUGCUAAUGUUACCAAUAACAAUAACGUAAGUGAUACACGUGUGCCUUUAGAUGAAUGCAACAAUUUUAUUAGAGAUAAACAUAGUAAUAAUAGAAGUAUGCUAAGCAGUAAAGAAUCUAGUAUAUGCAGCGGUAAAGAGCGAGGAAGAUUAGAUAAAAGUUACAGUACACCAGCAUACGAUUCAAUGGACGCUGACAAUAUGGAAGACCGAAGACAAAAGUUAUUUUAUGCGUUAGAAUCGUCUGCAAAUAAUGUAAGCAAUGUAUCUACUAAGACUGAUGUUCAACUAACAUUAACAAAUUCUGAAGAGAAACAAACAUUGAAAGAUGUUGGUAAUCAAAAACAAAAUAUUCAAGUGAAUUUUGAUAGUAAUAUUGUUCAAAAAGUUAGCAGCAAUAUUGAUAAAAAUACUGUGCAAAAUAACAAAGAAAAACAAUAUUCUGAACCACCCGAAUAUUCAGAUUCUCUUAAACCUUCAGUGUACAAGGUAGCUGAUGUAAGUCACAAAACCAGUAUAGAAAAUGACCAAAGCAAUAAUGAGUCUAUUAUCACCGAUGUAAAUAAACAUGAGAAAAAAAAUGUAACGAACAAUUUAAAUGUUGAAGCGGAAACUGUAUCAAACACGUAUAAUACGCAAAAUUUUGUAAAUAAUCCAAAUUUGAAUUAUGAAAUUAAUGAAGAUAAAUUAGAGUCAACAAAUAACUGUGUACAAAACAACAGUGAAAAUAACGCAAGUCUAAAUAAAUUUGAAAAGAUUCUUCAAACAUUUAAUUCUAGUAUGUCAGAACACAUAAAAUUACUGGACAAAAAAUCUAAUAUAUCAGUGAAAGAAAAAACGCAAGAUCAAGGACAAUUAUGGACAAAUAAUGAUGUAAAUUCUACUGAAGAUAAUAUACAGAAUGUUACUCGAAACAUUUCUCAAAUUCAGAUCUGUCAGAAGAUACAAAAUGAUAACAUAAAAACUGAUGAUUUAAUUAAUCAAGGAAAUGUAACACAGUCUUGCAAGUACGUAGAACUAACAAAAGCUGAAUCAAGUAAGAAGCUAGAAACUAAACCUCAUCUAAUACCUCCAGAUCCCCCUCCACGUAAAUACUAUUCAAAAUUAACAGCAAACUCAUCUUUAAAUAAUACUUCAAGGGUAUUUGAAGAUCAAGAAAAAUACUAUGCAUCAGAAAGAUCUAAUGCUAGAAAAGAAUUAAAAAGUGCAGAAUAUUGUACGGAAAAUCAUAUCAAAAGUAAUUUGAAUCAUCAAGAGAAACAAGAUUAUUUUGAUGCUUGUAAUAGUUUUACAGAAAGAUUAGAAUUUAUUGAUGAUAAGAAUACUGUAUGUAAUGAAUGCAGACCUAGUUUAAAUAUGGAUUCUUCAUACUUAGAAUACAAUGAUAAGCAAAUAAAAGAAAAUAAGUCUAUCUGUGAUAAGUAUGAAUCUGCUAGUGAGAAGUCUAUUUACACUAAUUCAACAGUGGAAUAUCACGAUGCUGAAUCUUAUUCACAAACUAUGGAUUCUCCAGAUGGUUCAUGCUCCUCAAAGCAAUUUCUAGAACAUAAAUCUAAAGUAUCUGAGAAGGAAAAAAGUUUUGAAAAAGGUGUAGUUAUUAAAGCUAUAAUGGUAGCCAGAAGUAUUGGACUACAUGGAAGUUUAAGUAAAUCUUCCAGUAGCAGCCCCAGAAGUAAUAGAAAACGAAGCAUAUUAUUUGCAAGGAAAAGAAAUAUCUCUGUUAAAGAUAUAGGCACAGCAGAUUUAGAGGGAUGGUUAACAUAUCGCACAAGAGGUGCAGGUGGUGCUUGGGCGACAGCUUGGUUUGUUUUAAAAUGUUCUUCUUUGUACAGGUUUAAAGCUCAAAACAGCAUAAAAGCAGAUUGUUUGAUAGCUUUGACAGGAUUUACUGUAUCACGAGCUGCUGAAGUAAAAUCAAGAAAAUAUGCAUUCAAAGUUUAUCAUACAGGAACAGUAUUUUAUUUUGCUGCAGAUACAGAAGAUUCUCUUGCCUUAUGGGUAGAUGCAGUUAAUAAAGCAACUUUAGGUGCAGAUGGUCAUAGUAGAAAUAGUGCUCUUUUUAGCGAAACUGACGAGAGCGAUGGUGAACAAAAACAUAAAGCUAAAAAUGUUCAGACGCCCGAAUAUAAACCACAUUUUGAAAAAUCAUUUGGAUCAUUAAAGAAAGUUGUUCGCAAAGAUUCUUCUACAUACAAGGACCAUGAAAUUAGUGGUGCUAGUUUAGACAGAAAAUAUUUAAAAUUUCUUGGUACAAGAAAUCACAAUGUACCUGUCCCAACUGCACAAUUUAGAAGUUACAGAAGAGUUCUUCCUACGUCUACGCCUAAUAAAAAACAAGAUUCUGUUCCAAAUUCGCCAGAUUUACAAAUGACAAUUGCAGGAAGUACAUUUUACGGAUUAUGCGCAUCUCAUAGUGCUACUGAUAUGUCAAACAGUACUCAGGAUAUGGGUGAUUACAGGCGUACUACGGACAGGUGUCUUAAUAACAGAAAUAGAAGACCUGAAGAUCUACAAGGAUUUAUUACAUUAGAAGAAUUUAUGUUGUCGCAACAAGAAGAUCAAAGACAAAUAACAAGGAACCGACCAGUAUCACCGCGAAUGACACCUUUAACUAGCGAUCACGUUCAUAUUCAACAUAGAAACUUUUAUGAUAAUGACACAAUUAAUGAACAGUCCAGAACUAUCGUUGAUGUGGGUUACAAUAAUGAUGUUCACGCUCGAAGUAGAAAUAGCGAUGAAGUUGUAAAUAAUACAGCAUCAUACAGUUAUUCACGAAAUAUGGAUAAUUUUCAUGCAGCGCGACAGUUUAGUGGAGAUUUCGAUUCGGAAAGAACUGAACAUAAAGGAGAAUCAUCAAAAUAUUUAGUUCAUAAAAAAUCAAACGAAUUGUGUUAUGUUAGUAAAAAAAAAUCGGUAGAUGGAUUAAAUUCUCAACAAGUAAAGCCAUGUAAUUCACCUCACUGUAAAAAUGUCGCAAAUGAGCCAAAACCACUGUCUUCUUUGUAUCAUAAUAAACCAGAUAUUGUUGAAAAGUCUGACAGACAAAUGAGUAUGAUUUAUGAAUAUAAUACUAAUGCUUAUAUAAAUCAAGCACAAGCUUCAAAUAGUCAUGAAAUUUCUAGACCAUAUGAUUAUUAUUUACCUAAAAAUAUCAAUUUAACGGAGGAUAUGAAACCAGUACCAAAACGGCUUGUUCGAAAUGAUGGUUCUUCUGGAUCCAGCAAUGAUCUUACAUUUCAUGCUUCUUACGAAACUUUACAACAUGCAAAGAAAAACGUAUCUGUCAGUCGCAAAGGCAGCUUCAACCUAACAAAUCGUCGCGAUCAUGUUUCUUCAGAUAAGCAUUGGUUAGAUUCUUUGCGAAGGAUUGAUAAGAAAGAUGUCAAUUACGACAAAACUCGUUUAAAAAAUGUAGCACAGUAUCAACCACCGCCAAUACCAACUUCUCCUUUCGAACAAGAGGGAAUGACUGCUGCAUUUGAAAUGCAUUUGGAUAAAGGUGAACAAGUUCAAAAAACAAAUCGUUUGAAAAAUUUAUUUGGUAAUAAAUGUCAGCAGAAACCUUCUACUCUUGAGAUACCUAAGGAAACACAGAAAACUUUACUAGGAUCACCCAGAUUACAUAGAGCGUUAUUUAGAGAGAAAUGUUAUAAUCAGUCUCGAUUACCUAACCGAUCAAAUAGUCAAAGUCCUGGCGACAGUGGAAUCAGUCAAUCUGUUAGUUCCUUCAGCGGAAAUAGUCCUCAAACACUCAGUCAAAGUUUUAGUUCGGUCAGUUCGGUUAGUGACUGGAGUCCAGACACGCCAUCACCGUGCGUUUCAAAUUUAACAUCAAAAGGUGGUACAAGUCACUCCUUUUCUCAAAAGGGGCAUACAGUUAUGGGCAGAAAUUCAUUAACACCUCCAACGUUACCUUAUAUACCACCACCUACAUCACCACCACCUGAUUAUCCCGGUCUUGAAUAUCCGCCAGUAUUUGAACCUGGUACUUAUUCUCUCUUGGAUGCAUCGUUACUGCGUAAUCGUAAUAAAAGCAGUCGGGACACUCAUUAACCAUUGAUACAACGUAGUUCGUUGAUCUGCACAAUA
Molecule: messenger RNA, 5643 nt
Organism: Habropoda laboriosa
Lineage: Eukaryota; Metazoa; Arthropoda; Insecta; Hymenoptera; Apidae
Gene: cnk
Exons: 12
Coding region: 1-5607 (1868 amino acids)
Molecular function (GO): protein binding
Source: RefSeq, a predicted model, not a curated record